Molecule: messenger RNA, 609 nt
Organism: Cyclocybe aegerita
Lineage: Eukaryota; Fungi; Basidiomycota; Agaricomycetes; Agaricales; Hemipholiotaceae
Source: the annotation of a GenBank genome assembly
AUGGUUCAACUCAACGCUACUGCCCUUGCCGCCGUUGUACUCGGUGCAAUUUCGGUCUCUGCUGCGCCUGGUGCUGUUGCAUUCGCAGAGCUCGAGGCUCGAAAUGAGCUCUCGCAGCUCGUCCAGGCACGCGACGUCGCCUACGCCGACUAUGAAACCAGGGAGCGCAUUCUUAACGCCCGCGCUCGCCAGCUCGCCGCCCGAGGAUAUGAUGUCGAAGAACUCAUCUUCGCUCGUGCUAAGACCUCUAAGUCGGAGAUCGUCGCGUGGUUGAACCAAGGAGCAACGCAAGGCGCCGCUGACUUCGGCACUAGAAUGACUCCCUUCCACUCUGGAGGGACAUCCCGCGCGCCUCAUUGUCGCCCUUACGGUCAAAAGAUCACACGAACAGAGACCCAGGGAAGUGGCAAGAAGAAGAGGACCAUCACUAUUAACGAGUACUUCGUCAUGCUGAAGUGCGCGAAGGACAGCAAAAAACCUGAUGACAAAGUCACCAUCGUUUCUCCCUUCAAGGUGUCUGGAGGACCGGACGCUGCCCCCCCUUCAGCGGCAACAGUAUAUAGUCAGCUGUUGGCGCACGUCAACGCUAUGUCGAGCCUGCCGUUCUAG